AUGUGGCACUGCCUUCUACAAGAUGAUGGUGGAGCUGAACUCUUUGGUUCAUUCGAUCUUUUUUGGAAUGUUUAUCUGAAUCUUUGGUUUCUCGGCUUUUUCAUCGGCCUCUGGAAAGCGAGAUGGCUGACGGAUACGAGAGGAAGGAAAAGCGCUUUUGUGUGUGGUUGUAUGUUGAACGUCCUGGGCAGUGGAAUGAGAUUUUUCUCGAUUUGUCCUCAUCCAAUCCCUUCACUUUUCCUCCUUUCAAGACUCGUCAACGCGAUCGCAACUGGCACAACAUAUCAAGCGCUGAUAUUGUACUUACAGGAAGCCCCACCCUCAGCCUGCCGUGGUGCAAUUUCUGUCCUCAAUGGAUUUACCUAUUCAUUUGUUUCCCUUCUUGGCAUCACUCUUGGCAAUCGUUCCCUUCUCGGUUCUCAUCUUCCAAUUCUUUCCGCGAUACCCGUUAUCGUUUGUUUCAUCCUUUUCGUGGCGAUAUUUUUUAUCCCAGAAACUCCAAAAUAUUUGGUUCUAAAGGGAAGAUCGGAAGAAGCAAAACGAUCAGUGCUAUUCUUUCACGGGAAAACCGUUUCCCCGGAUUUCACCGUGAAAGCUCUAGAAGUGGAAGCUUCAUCUUGUCAAAACGUCAAAAUUCCGCUGAUAGAUUUCAUUCGAAAGAAACAUUUGAGAGUAGCCUUAGUUCUGUCGGUUAUCGCUUUGCAGCAAACGGUCUCCCUGUGGCCGAUUCUCAUGUCUUCAUCAUUUCUUCUCAAAGAGAUCGGUGUUAGCGAAGAGUUGGCUGAAUGGGCCUCAUCUGUGAUGGCUCUUUCUUAUGCCUUUGGCACAUUGACAAGCGCUUUCAUUAUUGACAAAGCCGGUCGUCGUCCCCUUUUGCUCACAUCGACAAUUUUCAACAUUUUGGCCCUUAUCGUCUAUUCGAUUCUCGCAAUGUUCUCGAAAAGCGUCCUCGCUUUCAAAUAUGCGUGUCUUUUCUGUUUUGUCGUCUAUGGAUUCACUUAUGGUUCGGGUGUCGGCCCGAUUGGUCGUUUCAUUUCGACGGAACUCACUCGAAUCGAGAUGACAUCAUCGAACGCC
Mesorhabditis belari is the source of this 1077-nucleotide messenger RNA. The record is from the annotation of a GenBank genome assembly. Lineage: Eukaryota; Metazoa; Nematoda; Chromadorea; Rhabditida; Rhabditidae.